This is a messenger RNA of Mytilus trossulus (common blue mussel), 1421 nucleotides long. RefSeq names its product piggyBac transposable element-derived protein 4-like. NCBI's taxonomy places the organism in Eukaryota, Metazoa, Mollusca, Bivalvia, Mytilida, Mytilidae. Bases 312 to 1214 code for a protein of 300 amino acids. The record is from RefSeq and is a predicted model, not a curated record. The transcript has a single exon.
UUGCUGUCAUUCUUAAUAUGGGUUUGGUUAGAAAAGCGACAAUAGCUGAAUAUUGGAAUUGUAAAUUGCCUAGUCAAGACACAUCAUGGUUUAGGAAAAUGUUUAGUCGAAACAGAUUUCAACUUGUUUUCAAAUUUUUUCAUCUUACUAACAAUAAUAACAUACCCGGCAGAAACGACCCAAAUUACAGUCCAACAGCAAAAUUUCAGUGCCUUAUUGAUUUAUUUAAUAGACAGUCGCAAUUUCAUUACAAACCGGAACAAGAUUUAAGUAUUGAUGAAAGUUUGAUAGGGACGCGGGGCAGAACAUGAAUGCUUCAAUAUAUACCAACAAAAAGUUCAAAGUUCGGGGUAAAAGUUUGGAUGCUUGUUGAGGCAGUAACAGGAUACAUCAUCCAUGCCAUAAUUUAUAGAGGAAAGACAUAUGACCCAACACCACCAGGACUAACCCAGGGUUCCUACGAUGUAAAUAACUUGUUAGAAAGAGCUGGGUUACUACGUAAAAAAUAUCAUGUCGUGUGCGACAGCUUUUUCACUUCCAUCGCGCUAGCUAAACAGCUUUUUCAACUUGAUACUUAUUUCACCGGGACAAUUCGACAGAACAGAAACAUGCCAAACAUGAUCAAACAUGCCAUAUUAACGGAACGCGAAUUUAAAUACGCAAGACAGGGACCUAUUCUCAUGUGUGUUUAUCGUGAAAGGGCUAGAAGGAAAUCCGUUCGUAUUUUAUCGUCGUACGAAAAGGCUACCCAAAAUAAUGACAAUAAACCACAAAUACUUGAAUUCUACAAUAAAAACAUGGGCGGGGUCGAUCUGGCAGACAUGAUGGUAACGCAUUAUAAUGACAAUAGGAAAACUUUUAAGGUAUGGAAGAAAGUUGCAUUUAAUUUCUUGCAGCGCAUUGUAAUUAAUGCAUAUAUCUUGUAUUGCAAAAACACGUCUGAUCAACCAGUCAAGAGUAGACUACAGUUUUUACAAUCAAUUAUAGAAGAUCUUUCAUGCGAUUAUCUGCUAUCUCGUGAAAUGAAUGCACAAGCUAAUCCGGGUAGACAAAAAAGAACUCGCUUAAGGAAAAUUGCCAAGUAUAAGGAUUGCUCCGUGUGUUCGGAUAGAGACGGAUUUGGCGGUCGUCAUCGAACAAAAACGGCGUGCAGAAACUGUAACAAAGGCUUACACAAAGAUUGUAUGAAUAAUCAUGUAUGUAUUGAAGAAUAAAUUAAUCUCUUAAAUAUUAUAUUGUCAACGCUUUUGUUUUGUCUUGUCUUUUUAAUGUCAAUAACUAAAUAAACAAUUUACAGGAUGGCAGAAAAUACCAAAGAUUGACUGGUAGCGUCAUGACAAAAAAAUAUUUAAAACAGGCUAGUAAAAAUCAAACUAUGAGUCUACAAUAUGUGUAUAAAACUGAAGAUUGAGUAACAUUAU